GUAGUAGGUAGCGUAAGGCUAUAGGAUUUUCUUGCCGGUGACCUGUCGACUGCCGACAUUUGAAUCCUCUAAUGAUUACAUAGGAUUAUGACUGCAUGACUAAACUCAUGGAAAUCCCACCAGUCGCUUCUGGCACCGGCUCUUAGGUAUGGAGCUGCGCAUCUUAACUUCUGACCCGCCUUUGCAGGAAUUUCAAAAUGUAUAGGUAGACUGUUGGAGGUGAAGUAACCGGGUAGGCAAGUCUGUAGCAUCCUAUAUGCCGAUACAUGGGGAGAUUAUCUGUAAGAUGCUCCGAUCGAGGAAAUAGUACUUGGGGAUUGUGUAUAUUCAGGGGCAAAUGAAAGGUACCAAAACCAACACUUCACACACAAAAUGACGCCUUUCUUUCCCCAAAUGUCUCUGCAAGUGUCAAGGGAAAUAAAAAUUAACUCCGUCAGCCAAGAACCUUUAUAGAGAGGUGGCUGCCUCAUCCAUUCCCAUCAACGUAUCCGUAGAUACCUAGGUCAUGUCAUACUAAGUUGUCAUACUACCUAGGUACCUUUGACCUAGAGACAGCAUGAAGCUCUCUUCAGCUUCGAUACUCCUUGCCCUUUUCGCAAGUGCAAAAAGCGCCAAUUUUGCCUUCGAGCGCGAUCAACUCACCGAGGCCGACGUCGGUGAUUUCUCUGCCAUAGCCUUCGGGAACGCAUCGACGGCAGCAGCUCCUCCCCCCGCCGACGAAUGCAAAGCGUCCCCGGGAACAGCCGCAUGGCCCCUCGACGAAGAGUGGGCGCAGCUGAACAUCUCGCUAGGCGGCGCCCUAAUCAGGGGCGUGCCGCCCGCGGCAGUAUGCUACGACGGGCUGUUCAAGGACGAGGCCGCGUGCGCGUUUCUCGUGCGGAAUACUAGCUCGACAAGGUUCUAUAUCAACGAUCCGGUCACGGUGUUGAGCGAGUGGCCGGAGGGGGACACGUGCCACGCGACGCUGCAGCCGCUGGAGGGGGAGAGCUGCUCGCAGGGGGCGUUUCCGGAGUAUGUGGUUAAUGCUACAAGCGUGAGGCAGGUGCAGGUUGCGGUUAAUUUUGCGAGGAAUAGGAAUGUGCGGUUGAUUAUUAAGAAUACUGGACAUGAUUUCAUCGGCCGGUCGAUCGGCUUCGGAAGUCUUAGCAUCUGGACACACUGGCUAAAAGACUUUGAGUUCCUCCCGGAGUACCAGGUGGGCGCGUACACGGGGAGAGCGGCGCGGGUUGGCGCGGGCAUCGAGAGCUGGGAGAUGUUCCAGUACAUGGACCAAUACAACAUGACAGCCGUGGUCGCGGGGGGCUACACUGUCGGGGCCUACGGCGGCUGGGUGGCUGGAGGUGGACACUCCGCGCUGGCGUCGAAGUACGGACUUGGUGCUGAUCAGCCGUUGUCGAUUCAGGUCGUGACAGCUGACGGACAGUUCGUCACCGCUGACCCAGAGCAGAAUACGGAUUUGUUCUAUGCGUUGCGCGGAGGUGGAGGGAGUACUUUCGGUGUUGUGACAUCGGCAGUGGUUAAGGUUCAUCCGCCUACUACUGUCCUUUCCUCCUCUCUAUCGUUUUCCGUGAGCGGCUCCAAUUCACCCUCGCCCGAUGGCGUGGAAAGGUUCUGGACAGGCUUCGACCUGUACCAUGAUUUUGGCAGAACGAUUGUUGAUAAUGGCGGUACUGCAUAUAGUUACGUGUCACGUCUGUCUGGCAACAACAGCUUCAGUUUUCGCACAGACAUCGAGCUACCCGACGUAUCCUCAACCUCCCUCUCUGCUUUCGUGCAGCCACUUGUGGACGACCUUCAAGCAAUCGGCCUCGCCGUGACAAGCGGACGGCCACAGCCCGCAUCAAACUGGGGCGCAGGCGGGCUCGGCACCGGCGACCGACCAGGAAGCUCCCGAUUCGGCAGCCGGCUACUGCCGUACGCCAACUUUGAGGAACCUACCUUGUUCGCAGCGACGCAGAGCGCCAUCCGCAAGUCCAUAGAGGCGGGCUACACGUUCCAUGGCAUCCACCUCAAGCCGACGGAGGCCGUGGCUGGGUACCCGGGGAACAACGCGGCGAACCCGGCGUUCCGCAAGGCCAUAAUGCACGCGGACCUGUUCGACUCCGUCGCGCUGAGGGGCCUGUCCGCCGACGCGUUCGCGCAGACGCACCAGGCGCUCGCGACAAGCCUCGAUGGGUGGCGCGAGGUGAGCCCGGGGGCGGGGGCGUAUAUGAAUGAGUGUGACCUGCUGGAGCCGGACUGGCAGCAGGCGUUCUUUGGGAGCAACUAUGAGAGGCUACUGGAAAUCAAGAGAGCUAGGGAUCCGUGGGGCGUAUUCUAUGCUCCUGGCACGGUGGGGAGUGAGGCGUGGGUUGUGAGGACUGAGGAUGGGCUGCCGACACAGAAUGGUCCGUUGUGUAGGGCACAUUGAAGUUGUACAGUGUAUACUGUGUAGUACUAUAUCCAUACAGUACGUAGUGACUAAAGUUAAGGUUA
Molecule: messenger RNA, 2475 nt
Organism: Hypoxylon fragiforme
Lineage: Eukaryota; Fungi; Ascomycota; Sordariomycetes; Xylariales; Hypoxylaceae
Product: FAD-binding domain-containing protein
Exons: 4
Coding region: 557-2410 (617 amino acids)
Molecular function (GO): FAD binding; oxidoreductase activity
Source: RefSeq, a predicted model, not a curated record